AUGAAAGUUUUGAGAAACGAAAAGUAUCGAGGCUAUGCACCAUUCCAUGAUUCUCUCUUAGAUCCUAAAAACCAAGUUCGAGGGGAUUACAAAGAGGGUUUUACCAUUGGAAUGGAAGGUUCCAAAGUUGGUCUGCAUGAGGAUAAGCCAUUCCAUGGCCCCAACAUUUGGCCUAACCCUGAUGUUUUGCCUGGAUGGCAAGAGACCAUGGAGAAAUAUUAUCAAGAAGCAUUGAGGGUUUGCAAGUCUAUCGCAAGAAUAAUGGCUUUGGCGCUCGACUUGGAUGAGCAUUACUUUGAUACACCGGAGAUGCUUCGAAACCCAAUAGCUGAUAUGGUCUUGUUUCACUACGAAGGCAUGUCUGAUCCGUCGAAAGGAAUAUAUGCAUGUGGAGCACAUUCUGAUUUCGGAAUGAUGUCUCUCUUAGCAACUGAUGGUGUAAUGGGACUUCAGAUAUGCAAAGAUAAAGACGCGAAGCCUCAAAAGUGGGAAUAUAUACCGUCGAUUAAAGGAGCUUACAUUGUGAAUCUUGGUGACCUGCUUGAGCGCUGGAGCAACGGCUAUUUUAAGUAA
Molecule: messenger RNA, 573 nt
Organism: Capsella rubella
Lineage: Eukaryota; Viridiplantae; Streptophyta; Magnoliopsida; Brassicales; Brassicaceae
Product: 2-oxoglutarate-dependent dioxygenase mpl2
Exons: 7
Coding region: 1-573 (190 amino acids)
Source: RefSeq, a predicted model, not a curated record